Perognathus longimembris pacificus (Pacific pocket mouse) is the source of this 1051-nucleotide messenger RNA. RefSeq names its product CD79a molecule (gene Cd79a). The transcript is spliced from 5 exons. The record is from RefSeq and is a predicted model, not a curated record. Gene Ontology annotation, molecular function: transmembrane signaling receptor activity. NCBI's taxonomy places the organism in Eukaryota, Metazoa, Chordata, Mammalia, Rodentia, Heteromyidae. Gene Ontology annotation, biological process: B cell differentiation; B cell receptor signaling pathway. Bases 60 to 731 code for a protein of 223 amino acids. Gene Ontology annotation, cellular component: B cell receptor complex; membrane; external side of plasma membrane.
GUGGAAUUUUGGUACCCCAAGACUGCUACCACCCGGACAAACCAACCCACUUUGAGAAGAUGCCUGGGGGUCCAGGAUUCCUCAGAAUGCUACCUGCCACCAUCUUUGCCCUCUUACUGACUGCAGCCUGCCUGGGUCCUGGGUGCCAGGCCCUGUGGGUGCACGGGGGCCCGCCUUCAGUGACAGUGAGCACUGGGGAGGAGGCUCGGCUCUUCUGCCUGCACAAUGGCAGCAACCCCAACGUCACAUGGUGGCGCAUUCUCCAGAGCAACCAUUCAUGGCCCUCUAUGUUCUUGGGUCCGGGCCAAGGCGCCCAGGGCGAGUGGACCAUCUCGAAGGUGAACAAGAGCCACGGAGGCAUAUACCAGUGCCAGGUGGAAGACAAGGGAAUGUUGAGACACUCCUGUGGCACCUACCUCCGUGUGCGUGAGCCGGCCCCCAGGCCCUUCCUGGAUAUGGGAGAGGGCACCAAAAACCGCAUCAUCACAGCUGAAGGGAUCAUACUGCUGUUCUGUGCCGUGGUGCCGGGGACGCUGCUGCUGUUCAGGAAGCGCUGGCAGAAUGAGAAAUUUGGGAUGGAUGCUCAGGAUGACUAUGAAGAUGAAAACCUUUAUGAGGGCUUGAACCUGGAUGACUGUUCCAUGUAUGAGGACAUCUCCAGGGGACUCCAGGGCACCUACCAAGAUGUAGGCAGCCUGCACAUUGGGGAUGUCCAGCUGGAAAAGCCGUGACCACCAUCCCCAUCCUCUCUUGCUGCCCCUGGCUGCUGCCUGCUCAGCUCCAAGUCUGCCCUCCAUGCCUGUCCCUGGAAGUUCUCUUGUCUUUUCUUCCCCAGUAGCUAGUUUCCCCCCUGGACUGUCCCACUCCCCCCACCCCCAAGCCACCCCUCCCCUGGCUGUCUUUCCCAGGCUGUCUCCCCAGUGGGUAAUGAGCCCUUAAUCGCUGGGGAGGGAGCCCUUAAGAAGGCUGAUUGUUGCAGCCUCGUUAGUAUCUCCCCCCCCCCCCAGCCCUGUCAUGGCCACUUAGCAGUAAUAAAUCCUCUCCAACAGCA